This is a messenger RNA of Poecilia reticulata (guppy), 2543 nucleotides long. The record is from RefSeq and is a predicted model, not a curated record. NCBI's taxonomy places the organism in Eukaryota, Metazoa, Chordata, Actinopteri, Cyprinodontiformes, Poeciliidae.
UGGUCCGUAAUCAGUCACGUGGUACGCGCCUUCAAACGUCACAUCCUGCUCCAUGRACAAAAGCUGCAAUACACGCUUCCUAAAAUUCCUCCUGGUUUACUCCACACUCGCCCCGAAGCCUCGGCACAGAAAGCACAUCGCUAGUUUUGGGUAAAUAUGUGAAUAUUUGCUGUGAAGUGUCUUCAGUUCCGCCUCAGAGGAAGAAAUCAGCGUCAAGAUGGAGAAAAAGAUGGAGGAUCAGCGCAGACUGCUGGAUUUUACUCGGACACCGAAGAUCAUCUUACACCGGAUAGAUCUCUGUCAAUGCUGCGUGUGUAAAGAAGACGGGGUUCUCAAUGAGUUCAGCAACCAGGAGGGGAACUCCACUUUAAAACGAGAGGAACCAGAACCUCUGCAGAUAAAACGGGAACCAGAACCUCUACAGAUAAAACGGGAGCAAGAAGAACCAGAACAUCAACAGUUCAAAGAGGAAGAGAAGCAACUCUGCAUCAGUCAGGAUGAAGAGCAGCUUGUGGUGAAACUGGAGACUGAUGACAUUUUGGUGAAUACUUCUAAUGUGCAAAUAAUCCACAAUGAAACAGAACCACAGAGGAACCAUAUCAUCCCUCAUGGUUCUUCUGAAGGUGAGAACCAGGAAAAGGAAGGAAGCAAUUCUGAGGACUCAGGAAAAAUAAGAAAUGACAACCAGAAACGAAAUGAAAUAUGCCAGAAAACUAAACAGCCAAAACUUAAAACUGAGAGUUCAGAACAAAAAACACACAAGAAAGCUCACCCAGACCAAAAGCUAUAUUCUUAUAAAAUUUGUGAUGAAUCCUUUAAUAAGGAAAAUUUAAUGACAACACACAUGAGAACUCACACGAGCAAAAAGUCCUUCACAUGUUCAACUUGUGGAAGAAGUUAUGGCCACAGGGCUGGAUUAAUUUAUCAUAUGAAAGUUCACUCAGGUGAGAAACCUUUCUCAUGUGUGACCUGUGGAAAAAGUUUCACAAUCAAAUCUAGUUUAGUUGUUCACAUGAAGAUUCACUUAGAUGAAAAACCUUUCUCAUGUACGCGCUGUGAAAAAACGUUUACCAGUAAAGUAAAUUUAACUGAUCACAUGAGGAUCCACACAGGUCAGAAGCCAUUCUUAUGUGGGACCUGUGGAAAAGGUUUCUAUCGAAAAUCGAUUCUAACUGGUCACAUGAGAAUUCAUACAGGUGAGAUGCCAUUCAAAUGUGCAAGAUGUGGGAAAAGUUUCAGAACUAGAAGUUGUUYAUAUCGUCACAUGAUGACACAUACAAAUGCAAAGCCUUACUCUUGUGCAACCUGUGGAAAAAGGUUCAGUCAAAAAGGCACUUUAACUCGUCACAUGAAGACUCACACAGAUGAAAGGCCUUUCUCAUGUGGAACCUGUGGAAAAAGUUACAAAAUCAAAAAUGAUUUAAUUGGUCACAUAAAGACACAUACUAGUGAGAACUUUUUCUUUUGUGAAAACUGUGGAAAAAUGUUCAGUCAGAAAAACCAUUUAACUUCUCACAUGUGGACUCAUACAAAUGAGAAGCCUUUCUCUUGUGGGACCUGUGGAAAAGGUUUCCGUGAGAAAAGGUAUUUAAAUUAUCAUAUGAGAACUCAUACUGGUGAAAAGCCUUUCUCUUGUGGGACUUGUGGAAAAAGUUUCCAUCAAAAAAAAAAUGUAACUUCUCACAUGAGAACUCAUAGAGAUGAGAAGGCUUUUUCUUGUGCGUUUUGUGGAAAAAGUUGUGGUUAUCAAAGCAAUUUAUCUAGUCACAUGAGGAUUCAUACAGAUGAGAAGCCUUUCUCUUGUGAGACUUGUGGCAAAAGUUUCCGCUAUAAAAACAGUUUAACUCGUCACCUGAGGACUCAUACUGGUGAGAAACCGUUUUUAUGUGGGACCUGUGGAAAAAGUUUCAGUUAUCGGAGCAAUUUAACUACACACAUGAGAAUUCAUACAGAUGAGAGGCCUUUCUCAUGCAAGACUUGUGGAAAGGGUUUCCGUCUAAAUAGCCACUUAACUGUUCACUUGAAAACUCAUGUCGGUCAAACGGCAAAAUCUGACCCUCAGGCACCAAGACACUCAGUAACUUAGUGUUUGGAAGCAGAGUAAUUACAGCUGGGUAACAUUUUUAUAAUGUAGCAGCUUGGACAAGAAAAGAGUUUAAAACAGGACGUUUAUCAAAAAUACUAAACUUUCACUUUUUUCUGUCAAUUUUAUCUUCCAUUUAAAAUGUUUUUUAAGUGAGAUAUUAAGAGCUUACGAAGUUGUGCAUUCAUUCUUAAUGUUUUUUUUCUUAUAUCCUGAAAUAUUAAUAGUCUGUUUAUCUCUGGAAGUAACAAUGGAUUUGAAUGUCUUAUGAUUUAGACUUGUAAAGCUGUUAUUGUGUGUCUAUUCCUUGUACUUGUACUUUGUUUUAUUUCAUUCAUUUAGCUCGGAGGAUACAUGUUGGCUGUUACUAUAGGAACUGUUGGCGUAGGUAUAUGUUAGGGCUGAAAUAAUUCCUCGAAUGAUUCAAGUACCUGAUUAUUAAAGUUCAUCAAGGAAAAUU